AUGCAGUCCAUGUUCCGCCUCCCAUGGUGUAACGAGUCGCCUGGCGACAAGAUCAUGGAGAAAUCCACACUUCACAAGUCAAGGCCGCUGCCGGUCGUUGACAUGCCACACUUCAUGAACAAGAUCAAGCGGAAACGGACUGACAGUCCUGAACCAGUAGUGAAGAAAUGGAAGGGUGCCCACGGUGAGGUGAGACCAUCUACCGUCGGCGGAAAUGCGAAUGCGAAAGCUGCGACCGAGAAUGGACGUCUUGCAGACGCACCCAAAGCUGCUUCUGCCGAAGUCUUGGAUGCCCGACCAAAGGCACAACCAGCAAGGAAAGAGGGUGCGAGCAAGAGCAAAUCUUCGCAACCGACUGCCAAACCUGAAUCCGUCAACACGCCAUCUACUACCAUGGAUUCUGGAUUGACCCCUGUGCAACAAGCCAUCGAGGCGCAAAUCAACUACGAGAUCUUACUUAAACACAACGAACUUCGUUUGAUUGAACAGGAGCUCGCCAAAUGCCAGGUUUCCCUCGAGCAACUAAGACGGUGCUCGAUCAUUCCUUUCCCGGGUACCGAAGGUCUCAGCGAGGAUGCCAGCCUCGGCGUUGGUGCUUCGCUGCAACCCAGCUCUGGCUUCACAGAGCCCCAGUAUGCUGCUCCUUGGGGAGUCACCGAUGGCCCGUACACUCGCCACUACGCAAAAUGGUUGAUCUCGGAUGCCAAGUUCGACUCCGUUUCUGAACGUGCACUCGCUCAGCAAGCUCAAGGUUACUUUGGCACUGGUGAGGGCAGAACGACGCGCGGCAGCUUUGCUGACUAUGGGUCAGCUCACAGAGGCCGCACGUCGCGAACUUCGACUGGAAUGUUGAAGCUCACGCCUCUUGGUGAAACUCCAGCACCAGCGCCUAAGGUUGACCCGCUGUUGCAUAAGCGAUCGACGGAUGGUCAGUGGGUGCGCCUGUACUGCGCUCCGUGUGGCCACAGCAACUUCUCCAACACACAGGGUUUCCUGAACCAUUGCCGAAUCAAGCACACGCAGGUUUUCAAGAGUCAUGAUGCAGCAGCUAUUGCGUGUGGUGUCCCUGUCGAUGUCAACGAGGUUGGAACUCCUAUUGCCGCCACCGAACCAGCAAGCGCCCCAGCUGCGCCGCCAGCCGUGUCUUUCCCCGUCCCUGCUACUCCUGGUAUCGUUCACCCACUAGCAUCACAGUCUGUACCCGCUCCUCAAGCUCGGGAAGUACAUCGUGAUCUGAACGCAUCUCCACGUGACGAGUCUAAGACCGCUACACCAGCUAGCUUUGCCAAGUCAUCGUCGACACCGUACCUUGCAGCCCGUUUCCAGAACAGCGGCGCGCAAGGUAACUUCAAGGAGAUUGUCGAGACAGCCCGCGCAAAGGUCGACCUUGACGCAAUAGACGCUUCAGAUGACGACAGUCCUGCUCCAACACCAGUUUCAGCAGUGCCACCUCAUCUCGCCCGUCUCCCAGCCAGCGCUCCCGCAAGCAAAGCCCCAUCGUCCCGACCAGGUAGCAAAAAGGGCAGCCAUUCAAGUCACGCUCGCCUUCCAUUGUCGUUCCAAUCUCCAACCAAGUCUGACGGCGAUCAUCACGAGCCAAGCUCACCAGUAGAUCUCAACCCCAACACCGUCGAGUCCAACCCGGGUCUGGUUAGCGACCACGAUGAUGAUGACGAUGAUGAGGACGCGGACGAUGCGCAUAGUCAACUAGAUCUCCAUGUUGGCGCCGACGACGUCAUGGUUGAGGAUGCGAGCGACGUUGAAGGUGUGCAAGAACGUAGAGGUUCGCGACCGGCGCUCCAUGGGUGUUUCGAGAAGGGAGAAGGAAGUCGGAACCACUAA
Messenger RNA from Alternaria atra, 1842 nucleotides. RefSeq lists its product as uncharacterized. The transcript has a single exon. The coding region runs from base 1 to 1842 and encodes 613 amino acids. The record is from RefSeq and is a predicted model, not a curated record. NCBI's taxonomy places the organism in Eukaryota, Fungi, Ascomycota, Dothideomycetes, Pleosporales, Pleosporaceae.